AUUCCCACGAAAUUCGAGAAACAUGUUUCGAUCUUUUGUAUUAAUCAUGAUACUCGUCGAGUUGAUCAACUCUGAAUUGUUAAGAAUUCCAUUAUAUAGGACAAACUUUAUUCGAAAAUGGACUUCCAUUGAAGGUCGACAAUUUGAUUUGACUAAUUUUCCAAAGGCACCACUGUUUAAUUUAUAUGAUAAACAAUACUAUGGUAUUAUCUCGGUUGGAACUCCAAAGCAGAUGUUUAACGUACUUUUCGACACUGGUGCCUCUAAUUUUUUUGUACCAUCCAUCACCUGCGACAAUGAUAACAUUGCUUGCUCGUCACACAGAAAAUAUAUUAGCAAUAAAUCCCACACAUACAUAAAAGUUGAUACUCAUAUCAGACUUCAUUACGCGGUUGGUACGCUGAGUGGAUACUUAUCUACUGAUGUAGUGGAUAUUGCUGGCGUUAAAGUUCAAAAUCAAACAUUCACAGAAGCGGUAACACGGGAUCUGACUUUUGACUAUCUGUCAUACGACGGAAUCUUAGGAAUGGGUUACCCACAGAUAUCUACAAAAGGAAUGCCCCCCAUUUUCACCAGUAUGAUUGAACAAGGUCUAGUGUUGGCACCAGUUUUUAGUUUUUAUCUGAAUCGGCAUGUACCUCCUUUUUAUAUUUAA
This is a messenger RNA of Acromyrmex echinatior (Panamanian leafcutter ant), 655 nucleotides long. Its product is annotated as lysosomal aspartic protease-like. Gene Ontology annotation, biological process: proteolysis. The record is from RefSeq and is a predicted model, not a curated record. Lineage: Eukaryota; Metazoa; Arthropoda; Insecta; Hymenoptera; Formicidae. Gene Ontology annotation, molecular function: aspartic-type endopeptidase activity.